AAUAUGGAGAACAUCAGCCAAAGGAACAAGGGAUAUCAGCUCAAGCAAGGAUAUCAGCCAAAGAAACAAAAUGGCAAGCUUCAGAAUUUUGCUUCCUCUGCUCCUUCUGGGGUUGAUUGAGAUUAAAGCUGCUGAAAUCUCAGGGCUCUCCUAUCAGGAUGCCCUAAAAGUUGCUAUGAGCCAUUUCAAUAGGAAGUCUGAAGAGAAGAAUUCCUACUGGAUAACUGCAACUGAGGCCCAAACUAAGUGGGAUAGCAAAUCCAAAGAACCCCAGCAUUUGGGUUUCACUGUACAAGAAACUGAAUGCCUGAAAACAGAAACCAACCCUCUUAUCGAAUGUACCAUCAAAACCGAUGGGAAAGUGAAGCAUUGUCAGGCAACAGUCCAAUUCAUCAGUCACAGUGAAACUGAUGUUCAGGUCCACUGUUCACCUGUGCCAAGUAACCAGAUGGUCAAAAGAACCAAAAGAGGAAUCAAAAAAGGAAUUUCCAAAGUCCUCAAAAAAUUUUUCUCAAGUAUGAUCAAAAAGGCUGUUUCCAAAGGAAUUUCUAAAGGUAUUUCUAAAGGCAUUCAAGAAGUGGAUAAAGCUAUAAAACAAAAGAAGGAGGGCCAAAAACACUAGGUUUGAAGUAAGAAGACCUGAGUUCAGACAUGAGCUACGCAAUCCUGGAUAAAUGUAACCUCUUUUGUCUCAGUUUCCUUGAAUGUAAAAUAGGAAUAAUAAGGGCACCUACCUCCCAGGGUUGUUGUGAGGAGCAAGAGAUAAAAUUGAUAAAGUAAUGCCAUGGAGUUAGUGCUUAUGUAAUACUUAUACCAUUAAUUUCCCUCAUGUGUAAAUAAAGACUUUGCAUAAUCCA
This is a messenger RNA of Monodelphis domestica (gray short-tailed opossum), 857 nucleotides long. Its product is annotated as cathelicidin-6-like. The record is from RefSeq and is a predicted model, not a curated record. Gene Ontology annotation, cellular component: extracellular region. NCBI's taxonomy places the organism in Eukaryota, Metazoa, Chordata, Mammalia, Didelphimorphia, Didelphidae. Gene Ontology annotation, biological process: antimicrobial humoral immune response mediated by antimicrobial peptide; innate immune response; defense response to Gram-positive bacterium. Gene Ontology annotation, molecular function: lipopolysaccharide binding.